AAAGAAGAAACAAAAGAAGGAAGGAAAAAACGCGACUCGGAUCCCAACUCGGAAAGGUGUGUGCAAAUGUCGGACGUCGUUUUUCGCGUGAAAAAUUAAGUUUUGCCGGGCGCAAAGUGGACAAUCUGUGCGCCGGAAGUUGCCCGGAAGUGGCUCGCGACCAAAGUCGAGUGAAAGCAGAGUGUGUUUGAUGGGAAAAAGGAUUUUUGCCUUGCCGUUUUUUUCAUCUCAGGAUUUUUGAUUCCGAAAUCGAAGAAGGCUCUGCGGCCCCAGUCUGGAGUUGUGUUUGUGUGUGAAGGGUCGCGUCACUGUGCUAGUGUGCGUAUGUGUGUGUGUGUGUACGUGGUUGAUGCCCCGCGAAUGAAUUAAAAAUUCAGUGGAAGGAAGAAAAAAAGGAGCAGCGAAGAACAGCCAGAACAAAGAAGAACGAGACGGAAAGCACACAAACAAAACGCAGAGCAACCGGAGCGCGCGCGUGUGUGUGUACAGGUGUAAGUGAGAAGUGAGAGAGAGCACCACCCUCUCACUCCCCCUCUCGCGCCAGGUGAGAUUGUCACAGGAAUAAAAAAGAGGAGCCAAAAGUCAGCGCAGCAGUCUGAGAAGAGAAGAGCUGAGCUGAGCUGAGUUCGCGUCGAGACGGCCAGCAUAAAUAAUUUCUGUGUGACGGUGUUUUUGUUUUUGCUCUGAAAGUCAGCAGAAAUUAAGGAGUGUGUGUGCGUGCGCUGGAACCCCAAAAAGAAGGAGUGAAGUUAUUUAGUUUUUUUUUUGGUGUGGGGAAAAGUGUAUCUCAGGAUCUAAUUGAAGAAUCGUUCAGAACAACAUCGUCAGUGUUGCUAUUGUUUGCAGUGUGGGUGGAGAACAGCUAGACAGAGCAGCAGAACGUCCAGCCUUUCAUUGUGACCUGCGAGCAAUGCACCGUGGAAAAUUACGACAGUGUUGAAAUUCCCGCCUCACGAUGGAGUGCGACGUGUCCCCACCGGACAGCAGUAGCGGAUGCGGUGGUGCCGCCGCCGCCGCCGGAUCAACCCAACCCGGAACCCGCAGCCCGCUUGGCCGAUCCCGCCCCCCUCAACCGAAGCAGCAGCAGCACCUGAACUUGAGCAGUGGCAGCAGCAUCAGCAGCAGUAAUCUCAACAUUAGCGGAACCAGCAGCGGCCAGCGGAAUCUCCUGAACGUGAGCACCAGCACUUCGUCGUCCUCGUCGUCGUCGUCCUACUCGACGACGGUUCAUAGUAAUCAUCUUCAUCAGCCGGCGAGGCCGCAGCCGCAAAUGAUCAUGCACGAGGAGAUUGCGUUCCCGGAGGUGGUGUCGUGUACGCCCGAGUCGAGCUUCAACUUUUCCGAUGAGUACGAGUGCAACCCGCUGAAGGAGGUGGACCCGUUGAACGUGUCGGGGAGUUCGAUGGAUUUGUUGGCGGCGACUGCGUCGCCGGGGAAGGGUCAGGAGAAGGCGUCGGUGAAGCACGGCCAUCAUUUGCGGCGGAACGUUCCUAGGAUAGUGGUGAAGCAGGUUCCGAAGCAGCAGAUGGUGGCGACGACGGCUGUCGAGUCGGAGAAGCGGCCGAUUGGGCCGGCGUCGACGAUGCGGGAGGUUUUGGCGUCGAUUCCGGGGUUUAGUGUGAAGCCGCGGCGGAGGUCGAACAAGAAGAUGUCGACGGCGGCGCAGAUCGAGCAGACCAAGGAGGGCUGUAUAGAUUUGGAGACGCCGGACUCGAUCCUGGUCAAUACGAAUCUGCGUUCGCUGCUGAACAAGCAAACGUUCCAGAUGUUGCCACCGUUGUUCCAGUACAAGCUGGUGCAGCUGCUGCCGUCGGUGGAUCGGCCUUCGGUGCUGGACGCGGGCGAUUGCGAGCGGAACGGGUGCCGGUUGAAUCCGUCCAGUUUGAACAACGAGUUCUUUGCGCGGGCGUGUCUCGAGUGGCGCGACCGGUUAUCGGAGGGGGAGUUUACGCCGGAGAACCAGAUGAAGCUGCGCACGGAAGCGGAGAAGGAGAAGAGCAAGCUGGACCCGUGGAAGUUGAAGCACUUUGAGCCGAUGUGGGGUGACCGGGGCUCGUCGUCGGCGGCGAACGUGGGUGCGGCCGGAACCGGACCCAAUCCGUCUCCGCCGGGAACGCCGACCAAAGAUGCCGCGACGGUGGUUGAGCCAGCGCCCACGAAAACAAGCACUCCAAGACCUGCCCUCAAGACGACCAUCAAGCUGCGGCCAACGGCGGCGAUAUCGACGAGUACGACGGCCACGGUGGUCAGCCCGCCGGAAGCUACCGCCAGCACCAGCGGUAGCAGCAAUAUAAGCUUCGUGAACGCCAGCACGACGACGACCAUCAACAUCAGCAGCAGUAGUAGCAAUAGCAGCAGUACUGCUCCGACGACGCCGACCUCGUCCCGUGCCACCGCUGCCCUUUCGCCCACGGCCACUUCUUCACCGAAGCGGGUUCGCACCGUCGGAGCGGUGACCCGGGCAUCAUCCCAGGCGGCCAAAUCUCCGGUAACGCGGGUAGAAUCGCCAAAGCCUUCCACGUCCAGUGCAGUACCUUCGGUUACGGUGUCCGGCGUAGAUCUGGGACCCGCGCUGGCCGCAGCGGACACGGUCGAUUCCAGCAGCAGCAGCAGUUCCAGCAACAGCAACCCUCUGAUCGUGAGUGGGGCGUUGAAGCGCGUUCACAACCGUUCCCUGACGCCAGAACUAAGCAAUAGUAAGAUAUCCAAAUCGUCGGACGCGAGCGAUAGCAGUUGGACGGCGCCACCGGUCACCGUCGCAAGCGUACCCACUUCGGAAGAAUCCAAACCUGCACCCGCCACCCCACCAACGCCAGCAUGUGAUAUUCCCGCUCCCGAUCCCGAGCCCGAGUCGAAGGUCGAAGAACCCGCGUCGUCCGACCUGCUGGACGACGCAGACCUCCCAACCGAACCCGCCAUCGAGGAGAUCCCCGACGACGAUCCAGACGUGACGGAGGUCAUCAUGGAGAACCCGGGCACGCCCGAACCCAGCGAAGACGUCCUGCUCAAGUACGACGAGUACUCGACGAGCUCCAGCUCCAGCUCGGCGCCGAAUCUCAAACCUCAACCGCCCCCGCCCACCUCCGUGUACGACCAACAAUCCGGCCAACUUUACAACAUUGUGUGCGUCCCGUCGCCGGCGCCCUCAGCCCUAACACCCGCCACCAGCAGCAGCGAAGUCCCGCUCCAACCGCAACACCCACACCCAGAACACCACCAAAUCUACGCCCAGGACAGCAACAGCAGCAGCACCUCGACGACCGCCCUCAUGUCCUACAGCGACCAGGUGCCGCCGAACGCGCUCAGCAGCUUCGAGAACGUGCUGCAGAACAACGAAGAGCUGGUCAUCCGGCAGCGGGACAUCAGCAACGACGGAAGCAGCCGGAGUUCCGAGGCGAGCAGCAGCCAGCGGACGGUCAGCGCGGAGGUGAACAUGAACCUGACGGCGUACCACCACGACCACGAGCUGCUGCACCAGAGUGUGAGUGGGGGAGGAAGUGGUGGGGGUGCCGGCGGUGGGGAGGAGGAAGACGACGACGAGGACGACGAGUUGAACUGUGAUAACAACAACCAUAAUGAUUCCACCAACGAGGAAGGCGAUGGCGACGUUGGGGAGGAGGGUGGGACGGAGUCGAGACCGAGACUGAUACUGGAAGGGGAGGAGGACGAGGAAGGCGAUGGGUUGCACGUUGAUGACGAUCUGCACGGGUUGCAGUUGAUGGCGCAGCAGCACCAGAAUCACAACCACGGGCAACAUCAUCCGGUGGGGAUGCAGCAGCACCAGCAGCAUUCGGUUGUGGCCAUGGAAGAGCCGGAAUCUGGUGAGGAGGAGGAGGAGGAGGAAGGGGACGAAGAUGAUGAUGGGGACGAUGAUCAGAUGGACGAGAAGUUUAUCGACGCGGAGAAUUACGUGCUGGAGAGCGGGGAGAUCAGUACGGAAAUCGAAACAAUGGCCAUGCUAACGGAGAAUGCUACCGGUCCCGGCGAGGAAGAAGACGACGACGACGACGAAACGGAGGUCGGCGUAGACCUGGGCAUUGCCGGAGUUGCGGAAGCCGGUCCGAGCCCGCACGAGGAGGACAAUCUGAUCAUCCUGCACGAGUUGGACUUGAAAGGGGUGGGGGAGGACGAUGAGGAUGAGGACGAGGAGGAGGAGGAAGAAGAGGAUGACGAGGAGGAAGACGAGGAUCAACCGAUGGAGCAGGAGGUCGUUGGACAACCGCAGCAGGUGGAGGAAGCCGUUGCGGACGGUCCGGUGAUGUGUUCCGCGAGUGACUUGGACGGAUUCGACGGGAUUCAGGCGAUCAAGAUGGAGACGGACAGUAUCUUUGACAGCGGUGAUUGGCCAUUCAAGAUGAAGCUGGACCCGAAGAUGAUGAUGGUGGACCAGUUGGACUCGAGCAGUAUUAUCCUAACGCCGGCAACGACGACCACUUCCGUGUCCUCCGCGAUGGCGAUGCCAAGUGGCGCCGGAGCAGGUCAACAGCUGCAGGUUGUUCAUCAACAGCAACCGCAGCAGCCGCAGCAAAUUCACACGAUUCAGGCGUCGCAGCAGCAGCAACAACACUUGAUGAAUCAGCAAGUGUUUGUCCAACAUCAACAACAUCAUCAUCAGCAACAGCAGCAGCAGCAACAGCCAUUGAACGUGUAUCAGCUGCAGCAGGUUCAGCAUCAGCAGCAGCCGCACCAGAUGAUGUUGCCGCAGUCGCUAGCCAGCAGCAUUCUGUCAUCGGAGGCUAAGGACGUCCGCGCCAUCAUCAAGCCGGAAUCGACCGUCACCGGAAUGGUGCACGGCCGGCCCGCCACCGGUCAGCUCAUCACGCGCAUCAAGAUCGAGGGCGACGACGGCCAGAAGGUGCACGUGGUGACGUCCGGCAGCGACAACCUGACGCGGGUCAUCGAAAGCGUGGCGGGGAAUUACGGCAGUACGGCCGCCGCGACGAAUCACACCCAGCAGCUGCUGCAGCAACACCAGCACCAGCAGCAGCUUCUUCAGCAGGUCCCGCAGCACAUCAAGCUGGAAAUGGACGGGGGAGGUCAGUCGCAGCAGCAGCAACAGCAGCCCAAGUUCAUCAUUACGAGGCAGAUCGGCAACAAGAUUCCGAUCACGGUGACGAGCGGUCCGUCUGGUCAAAUCUUGCAGCAUCAAGCGGGUGGAGCGGGUGGUGCUGGCGGUACCGUAACGGCCACCCUGCAAAAGCCGAUACAGCUGCAGAAGAUCAUCAUGUCCAGUUCGAGUUUGCAGCCGCAACGGCCACGACUUCCGCUGCAACGUGCCCAGCUGCAGGUUCAACCCCAGCAAACCCAGUCCCAGCAGCGAUUCCAGCAAAAGUUCGUUACGAACCAGCUGAUUCGCGGCCAGAACGCAGCCAUCAUCAACAGUGUUCAGCAAUUGCAGCAGGUUCAGCAGCAGCAACAACAACAGCAAGCAGCGCAGGCUCAAGCUCAAGCUCAAGCCCAGGCGCAAGCGCAAGCACUGGCCAAUCAGCAGGCCCAACAGGCGGCGGCCACGGUCGGGGCGAACGUGGUCAUUGGACCGACGCCGCGCAAGACGCGCGUUGAGAUCACGGGCAGCGGGACGGUUCCGGCUAUUGCCGCUACCGCGGCGGCCUCUGCCAACAUUCCCGGCGCAUCCGCGCCGGUAGGUCCCGGAGGAAGUCGACGUGGGGGAAGGACAAGCAGCACGAGGUUACCGCCCGGGGCGGUCAACCUGGAGCGGAGCUACCAAAUCUGCCAGGCAGUCAUCCAGAACAGCCCGAAUCGGCAUCAGUUGCGGGCUCAACUGAAGCCACCGCAGGCGUUCCUGGCCAGUUCCAACUCGAACUCGAGCAACAGUAGCAAUAGCAACGGGAGCAGUAGCAGCGGUGCUGGUGGCGGCGGCGCCGGAAGUGGUAAGGAUGAGCCGACCAGCUUUGGAGGGGCCAUCGUGGGGAAUAAGGUCGGUCCCCGACUGGUCAACCCCAAGCGGAUAAUCUCCACCGUCGGCCGGCAACCGUCGUCCAUCGUGGUCCGGCACGUGUACACCACCGCCGGCCAGUCCAACCCGGGCACCAUUAGUAUUAUCUCCACCUCCCAGCAGCAGCAGCAGCAACAACAACAGCAAUUUCAACCGCAACAAACCCAGCAGCCGCAACCCGUCGUCCAGCAACGGAUAAUGACGGCGGCCGAGGCCGCGGCGGAGCUCCAACACGCCCAGAUCAUCAGCGUUUCGGGAUCGGGCACCAACGCCACCGGAACGAUAGCCGUCUCGACGGCCGGCCCAGUCGGGGCCAACUUUGGCGGCAAGUACGUGCUGGUGCAGCGGACUCACAUCGGUGAUAUUGUAACGCCGCGGGCGGCCAGUGCUCCACCGACGCAGAACCAGCAGCAGGUUAAUUCAGUAACCGGUGUCCCAAUAACGCUAGCGGGUCGUGGACGGCCAGCUUCGGUAGAUAUUGAUACACCUGUCUCCCUUCCCGAUUCUCAACAGCAGCAGCAGUUCCAGCAGCCCCAGCAACAACAACAAGUGCAAAUAAUUCAUCACCCGCCUCAGCAACUUAAUCAGCAGAUUGUAGGACCCAAUCCCGGGAUCCAAGCGGUGACCCGGAGGGGUCCCACCACGCAUGUAAUCUCGUACGGCGACAUUGGCAUCGACACGACAACGGUCGCCGGUGGCGCCGGCGCCGCCACCACCACCGCAGCCCACAUCCUGGACAGCAGCACCGCCAGCCACGCCAACGGAGCCCCCCACCCGAUGGCCGCGUCCCCGGCGUCGUCCUCGUCCGCCGCUCCCUCUCCGCUUCCUCCGGGCGCCACCAGUAGUAACAGUAACAGCAACAGUAGCAGCAUUAGCAGUAGCAGUAGCAGCAAUAACAAUAGCAGUAAUCACAACAAUCAUCAUCAUCAGCAGCAACAGCAGCAGAAUCAUCAACAGAAUCAAUGUUCGUGCUCGCUGAACGCGAUGGUCAUCUGUCAGCAGUGUGGGGCCUUCUGCCACGACGAUUGCAUGGGUGCUUCGAAGCUGUGCGUGUCCUGCGUCAUACGAUAGAGCUAGAGAGAGAAGGGGAAGGGAAAAGCCUGCGCAAAGACUCACGUAAUUUUGUCUAAAGUGUUGUCGUUUUCGUUUGUGUCGUUUUAUAUUGUUUGUAAAACUCCCUUCGGAAAACUCACUUGGAUUUGUUGGCUAAACAAAUCCAGAGCCCUGUGAAUAUAGUUGAUAAUAAGUGCAAACAAAACUACUACUUUUUAGUGUGUGAGAGCUUGCCGAGAGCCCCGCGCAGCUUGUGGUCGUAAACUAAGCUUGUACAUUUUUUCAUUCCUUUACAAACACACCCACACACACACACACUGCUGAGAAACGAGAAAAAGCGCGAGGAACGUUUGCCAGAUAUUGAAGAAUGAAAGCAGCAGAACUGAGCUAGUUGUAGGACGAAUCCCUCUUGUAAUAAUUAAAGCUAAGUAACAGAAUACAACAAAACACAAACAGAAACUCACACUAACACUCAAACACACACAUUCAAAAAAGCGCUGAAGUAAUAAAACUAUAAUCGAAAAAAGAAACCUUGACGCAAAACCUUACACCGAGGCGAUUUCAAUCAUUUAGUUUUUUAAUCUCUUUCUUACUCAACAAACCCGCGCGCACUGUUCCACACACACUCUGUGAUCUGUGAUUGGCUACAAACAAACAAACAAACAAACAAAAAAAAAGCAAGAAGAGAGAACAAUAGAAAACACUUUACUACGCAAAAUUUAAGUUACACGAAUUUAUCUUUGCUUCAAUUAUUUAUUUCAAAAUGUGACGGCGGUCCAGUUUUCAUUCGCUGCUUAAUGAAAGGUAGUGAGUAUCUUACGUUUAGUUACUACUUUUUAUUAAUUAAUCUUAUUAUACUAUGAUUACGCUUUAGUUAGGUGUACACCGUUAUCCAAAUACAAUUGCGCAAGAAGUAAAAUUGCUCGUCUCGUUGGAGAAGAGAUUGGUACUAUCCUGAUAAAA
Molecule: messenger RNA, 7972 nt
Organism: Culex pipiens pallens (northern house mosquito)
Lineage: Eukaryota; Metazoa; Arthropoda; Insecta; Diptera; Culicidae
Gene: Asx
Product: polycomb protein Asx
Exons: 9
Coding region: 956-7027 (2023 amino acids)
Biological process (GO): positive regulation of transcription by RNA polymerase II; animal organ morphogenesis
Cellular component (GO): PR-DUB complex
Molecular function (GO): chromatin binding; DNA binding
Source: RefSeq, a predicted model, not a curated record